Colletotrichum karsti is the source of this 1314-nucleotide messenger RNA. RefSeq lists its product as uncharacterized. Bases 1 to 1314 code for a protein of 437 amino acids. The transcript has a single exon. Lineage: Eukaryota; Fungi; Ascomycota; Sordariomycetes; Glomerellales; Glomerellaceae. The record is from RefSeq and is a predicted model, not a curated record.
AUGCGGCGAAAAAACGCCAUCAUGGAGCUGGCCGCGGCCGCUCUCGGAAACGAAAUCUUACCUACUUCCCGGUCACACUCAGACGAGCCUAUCGAAUUGACAGACAUGUCCCAUGCCGCACGAUCCGCCAACGCUGAUAUGAAGGCCAUCUGGAAAGCCGUCGAAGCACCUCACACAACAUUCAGCCUCGACAACUCAAAAUUCUACCUGCCCGAGGGACCCCUGGCCAACGAUUCCUUCUGGCUCGUCAUCGCAAAGGGCGAGAAGGCAACCGUGGACCGCCACGGGCCCCACCUGGUUGAUUGCGAAGAGCCAAAGGUUAAGAUCAACAACGAGCAGAGACCGUUCAUCUUCACGUGCGGCUCUCUAAUCGUUGACUUCCACUUCGGCCCGUCGUGGUACCUCUUCGCGCAGGGCGAGCUCGCCGAGGAGUGCGUCAUCCGCAGACUGCACGGCAUCGCCCGAACCGCCGCGGAUAGCCUCGCGAAGAGCAUGGGUGGUUUGUUAUGGCAUCGGAUCCAGAGGUGCGGCGGGGUUUACUGUUUGGUCCCGAUGGAUGUCGCGCGGAGUCUGGGCCGUACGGCAGAAAUACUUCUGGAAUUCACGGAGCUUGCGGGAAGACUCGUCGAGACGAUGAGGCGGCGACGUGUAGACGAUGGUGUUCCCGCGGCGUUCAGGAAGGUCCUGCAACUCCUCGGCAUCGUGGAGUGGUACCGAGUCCACCGCGCGUUCAACGCCGUACAAGUCCUCCAGAAGGCGUACGAGGGCCUCCGGAGCCCCACGGCGCAGAAGCGCAUGGCCUCCACCGGGUGCAUCGAACACGCCAUGCUCGGCAUGCUCGGCUGGCGUCUCGCCCCGGAGUCCAUCGGCGAGCAGCAGGGCGCGCUGUCGGAGGGCCUCCACUCGCUAUACGUCCUCAGCAACACGGACUGGACGGGAUUCGACGCGGCGGAGGUGGAGGGGAGGGUGAGGCAGAAGACGACGCCGGUGUGUGUGGUGAAGGACAACUGGUUCUGCGCGUGGGCUUUCGGGACGGUGUGCAGAUUCCUCACGCACCAGACCUUGGAGUGCGUCUGCUCGGCCGAGGAGCUCGCGAGUUGUCCCGGGCCGAGUCGGUUUGAGGGGCAUCUCAGGUUCGCACACCUGGAGAUGUUCAAGACUCUGCCGUGGGUCGAGUCGUUCACGGGGACGGAGCACACGAGGCUGAGGUUCCAUCCGGAGGCGAAGCUGCUCCCGGGCUUCUAUGAGGGACAUCCUGAGGGGCCUCGGGACAGGGAGGUUGCGAAGGCCUCGGGCAAGCGAUGUGCCAGGUGA